Molecule: messenger RNA, 879 nt
Organism: Penicillium cinerascens
Lineage: Eukaryota; Fungi; Ascomycota; Eurotiomycetes; Eurotiales; Aspergillaceae
Product: putative polyadenylation factor subunit CstF64
Exons: 2
Coding region: 1-879 (292 amino acids)
Biological process (GO): mRNA 3'-end processing
Cellular component (GO): mRNA cleavage and polyadenylation specificity factor complex
Molecular function (GO): mRNA binding
Source: RefSeq, a predicted model, not a curated record
AUGGCGCCCGACCGUACGGGAAAGAGUGUGUUUCUGGGGAACAUCCCCUACAAUCUCACGGAGGAGCAAGUCAAAGACAUUCUCAGCACGGCUGGCACCGUCACCAAGUUCCGGCUGAUGAUGAACCCCGAGACCGGCAAACCCAAAGGCUAUGGAUUCGCGGAUUUUGCGGAUGCUGACGCGGCAGCUUCAGCGGUGCGCAACCUAAACGACUACGAGAUCAUGGGCCGUAAAAUCCGCGUCGAUUGGCCUCACAACAACGAAAAAGAUUCUGUGCCGACGGACUAUUCUCAGGAAUCACAGCCUGUGGCUCAAGACCCGACACCUCAGCUUCAGCAGAUCCCGGGAUCUGCGCCGCUGCCUCCUCUCCCUCCGGGCGUUGAAGUGCCUCCUCAUCUCGACUGCCCCAACGCCAUCUCUCACACCCUCGCCUCUCUUCCUCCCAACCAGCUCCUCGACGUACUUACACAAAUGAAAUCUCUCGCCGUGGCCGACCCCGCCCGCGCGACUGAGCUCCUGCGUCAAGCUCCCCAGCUCGCGUACGCGAUUUUCCAAGCGCUUCUGCUCAUGAACCUGGUGGAGUACCAGCUACUCGGAUCCAUCGUUGAACAAGCAGCCCAACCAGCACCAGUCCAGCAACCUGCGCAGCAAUUCCAGCCCUACGGUGUACCUGGUCAAAUCGGCACCCCGCCUGUCUCAGGAACGCCAUUCGCCCCUCCCCCCGCUCAGCCUGCCGCACCACAAGGAGUACCCAAUCAAGAUGAGCUCCUCCAGCAAGUGUUGAGCAUGCCCCAAGCAACUAUCGAUGCUUUGCCUCCAAUGGAGCGCAGCCAGAUCAUGCUGCUCCGUCAGCAGCUUAUGCAGGGCGGCAUGCGGUAG